Messenger RNA from Rubroshorea leprosula, 556 nucleotides. The record is from the annotation of a GenBank genome assembly. NCBI's taxonomy places the organism in Eukaryota, Viridiplantae, Streptophyta, Magnoliopsida, Malvales, Dipterocarpaceae.
CAUCGACACAAAAAUUGGCCAUGUGUCUUGUAUCCUUUUUAUGAGCGCUGUUAGAGUCAAGUCUCCAACUCCUAGAAGCAGCACCACUUCCACUCAUAUAGAGUUUAAGGCAAUAAACUCAGCUACCAUGGUGGAGUCUGUUAUGCAAGUUUGCUUCUUGGAUCCUCAAGAAACAGCACCCCCACCAAGCAUGAAAAUCCAUCCAGUUGUGGAUUUAUGAUCCUCAUGAUCCGUGAUCCAACUAGCAUCCGUAAAGCCUUCUAGUACCGAAGGAUAACCAUUAUAGCAAAUGCCAUAAUACAUAGUUUUCUUGAGAUAUUUCAAGACUCUAUGUAUUCCUCGCCAAUGUAAAGAACUGGGAUUACUUGUGUAUCUACUAAGUUUCCCAACAGCAUAUUCUAUAUCUGAUCUUGUGCAAAUCAUUGCAUACAUCAAGCAUCCAAUUACUCUUGAAUAUUCUAAUUGUGCAAUUGGUUUUCCAUCAUUAGAUGUUAACCUUAGAUUAGGAUCAAAAGGUGUAGAAACAAUUGCAUAAUCAUAAAAAUUAAAUUUCUUC